Callithrix jacchus (white-tufted-ear marmoset) is the source of this 4213-nucleotide messenger RNA. RefSeq names its product S-adenosylmethionine sensor upstream of mTORC1 (gene SAMTOR). Gene Ontology annotation, biological process: negative regulation of TORC1 signaling. Lineage: Eukaryota; Metazoa; Chordata; Mammalia; Primates; Cebidae. The record is from RefSeq and is a predicted model, not a curated record.
GGGGGAAGGGGAGGCCUCAUCACCCCCAAUCCCUUGUCAACUCUCCCCACCUUCAAAGAGGCCACCAUUAAAACCUAAAGGAUCUGCACGUCCCCCCAGCCGCUGCCGCUCUCCUGUGCCUGAUCGGAGCCCCCCUAGUCGGCAUCCGACGCGCUCCGCCCCGCCCCCUUUUCUUUGAGGGCCCUUCGGGAGAGUUCUAGGCCUGUAAAGGAAUUGAGUCCCCACCCCAUCCAAGCCCCUGUUUCCAACCGGGGUGCUGAGGUUGUUGUCACGACGCACACAAACAGAUCCACGCUCACAGAGAAAGAUGGAUGGGGGUCGCUCUUUGCAAAAAACGCCAAGAUAAAACCAGACAGUGGGAGAUUUUGAUAAGAUCUGGCGAGAACACUGUGAGGAUGAAGAAACUCUUUGUGAAUAUGCUGUUGCAAUGAAAAAUUUGGCAGAUAAUCAUUGGGCAAAAACUUGUGAGGGCGAAGGUCGUAUUGAAUGGUGUUGUAGCGUAUGCAGAGAAUAUUUCCAAAAUGGUGGGAAGAGAAAAGCACUUGAGAAAGAUGAAAAAAGAGCUGUACUUGCCACUAAGACCACUCCAGCCUUAAAUAUGCAUGAGUCUUCUAAACUUGAAGGUCAUUUAACCAACCUCAGCUUUACAAACCCUGAAUUUAUAACUGACACUGUUUACAAUAGCAAAGACCUGGAAUCAACCCAAAUGCCCAUUGAUGAUAGACUGCACAAGGAAAAUGUGGCACAUACACAGCAUGGAAUACAAUGCAGCCAUGAAAAACGAUGGGUUCAUGUCCUUUGUAGGGACAUGGAUGAAUCUGGAAACCAUUCUUAUCAAAGUGACACAAGAACAGAAAAUCAGACACCGCAUGUUCUCACUCAUAGGUUGCUACAAGCCUCAGGAAAAAUCAGAUUACUUGAUGUUGGCAGCUGCUUUAACCCAUUUCUGAAGUUUGAAGAAUUUCUAACUGUUGGCAUAGACAUUGUACCUGCUGUAGAGAGUGUCUAUAAAUGUGACUUCCUGAACUUACAGCUUCAGCAGCCACUCCAGCUUGCACAGGAUGCUAUUGAUGCUUUUUUGAAGCAGCUGAAAAACCCUAUUGAUUCUCUUCCUGGAGAACUUUUCCAUGUGGUUGUUUUCUCUCUUCUUCUUUCUUAUUUUCCAUCUCCUUACCAGCGAUGGAUUUGCUGCAAGAAAGCCCAUGAACUGUUAGUGUUAAAUGGUUUAUUACUUAUCAUCACACCUGAUUCCUCCCAUCAGAACCGUCAUGCUAUGAUGAUGAAAAGCUGGAAGAUUGCUAUAGAGUCCCUGGGCUUUAAACGCUUCAAGUACUCAAAAUUUUCACAUAUGCAUCUGAUGGCAUUUAGGAAAAUCUCUCUAAAAACCACAAGUGACUUGGUUAGUAGGAACUACCCAGGAAUGUUAUAUAUUCCUCAAGAUUUCAACAGUAUAGAAGAUGAGGAAUAUUCUAACCCUUCCUGCUAUGUUCGAUCAGAUAUAGAAGAUGAACAACUAGCAUAUGGUUUCACAGAACUCCCUGAUGCUCCAUAUGACUCAGAUUCUGGAGAAAGUCAAGCCAGCUCUAUUCCUUUCUAUGAGCUAGAGGACCCCAUAUUACUUUUAAGUUAAUGUAGAAGCAAAAGGCCCUUUCAGUCCAGGCUUCUAAACUAAUUGCUUACACCAAUUGGAAAUACUAAUAUGAACUCAUUACUUAAAACCUGGUUUGCAUAAAAGAAAUGCAAAGGUUUACAGAGUUUGCUAUUUUUUUCUACUUCUCAAUUUUAAAAUUUAUUCUUAUAUAGAAAGUUUAAAGUUUCAUGCAGAGUGACUCAUGUCAUAGCAGAAACUACUGUUACUUUAGCAUUUAGCACUAUCAUAGAAAGGUACCUUUUUCUCUUUAGUGCUAUUGUGAAAAAUGAAGCAUAAUUUGCUAUAUGUUUUCCUUUUCAACUUUUCAAUGUUAACUAUAAACCCUUGAAUGGGAAACUUUAAGAUGUAGAAAGCUGUAGAUUGCACUUUGAUGACUCACAAGUUAAAUGUGAUACAGAAAUAGAUUGGUUAGUUGUUUUGUGAUGCUCUUAUCUUUUUCUUUUUUCUAACUAAAUUGUGAUGUUACAGAAAGCCAUUUUAUGUUCCUUUUUUGUCUGAUGAUCCAAUAUUUCCUGAACUUUUUGUAGUUGGUGAUAAUUCUUUUUCUUUCUUCCAUUAAAACCUCAUUUGACAGCAUCGGACAUUGGGGAGAGAUUUCCCCCAAAAUAAUGUAUUCUGAUUUCCUUAGUCCUAUCCAGUAAACACCAUUGCCAAAGUAGUAUUUUCAAAACUUUGUGAUUUAGGCCUUGGUGUGAAGUAUAUUUAUCUGAGAGUUCACUUUUAGUUUUCUUAAACUUAGGUUUCAUUUACAAAAUUUUUUAUUUAAGCAAGGAACAAUAUAAUACUCAAUAAUGACCUAAAACACCUUUUUGAAAGGGUUUGCACUUGAAAGAGAGUUUGUUCUGUUGAAACCAACUUUAAUAUAGGGUCCUCACCUUUCCGUUAAGGAGGUGCCGCACUACAAGUUUCAAACUGUAUGGAAAAACUUAAAAUUAGCCCUCUGUUGGUGAUCUCAUAAAAUGGCUUUGAUGUUUUGGAAUCUUAAUUUCUAUCUAAACUGUCAGAAAAUUUUCUUUGAAUAUAUCAAUUAGUUGGCUGUGGGAAUUUUCCCUUUCCACAUUAAUAAUUGCCUUUCCGUGUUUCUGAAUCAGAAGCAAAUUAUUCGGGAAAAAGAUAUGUCCAAACAAGACAAGAUUAAUUUAAACAGUGAAGACCAUUUAGUCCACAUUGUCUUGUCAGCCAGCAAUUGUCAUGUAAACUAUCAUUAUUAAGAGUGCCACUGUGUGGAUUUUGUUUUCAAGUGGUUAUUACAUUAAAAUUACCUCAUACUGAGGUUUUUGCACUGAAAUAUCACAGUUUCAGAUUUCAUGGUUAAUGUUGUGCGUAUGGUUGUGUGUAUGUUUUUAAAGGAAACCUGCAUUUUCAAUAGUUGAUCCUAAAUUUCAUAAACUGCACUUCUUUACUCUGGUAAAACUGAUGUUUUUGUGCUUAUUGUGAAUUGCCGUAGUUACCUUUGAAUGUCAACCUUUAUUUAGAAAUAUAAAACUUUUAUCCUUUGUGAUAUAAAUGGUUGAGUGUUUGUACUCAGUAUUUCAAAUUUCACAUGCUAAAUUAAUGAAAGUAACAAGAUUGUAAUUUUUUAAAGUCAGUUACUUAAACGCAAUAAAUAUUGGUUGCUCAAAUAUGCCAGAAGUAACUUGAAAUUUUUCAUUUACUUUCAAUAGCAUAAGAUUCCUUAAUAUUUAGGAUUGACUGUUCUUUCCAGUUAAGCACUACAGGAUUAUGUCUUGUAGCUUCCCCAAGAGAAGGGAGGGAGAAAAAACAAAAAGCACUGUGUUGAGAAUAAUACAGAACUAUUUUGGUAGUACUUUUUUUUACCAUACUGUUUGCCUUUUGAUUUGGAUAAAUACGAUCUUGAGAGCAAAGAAAAUAAUACACCAAAUGAAAAUGCUUUGAAAGUAAAUGAAAACAGCGCUUUUGAAAGGCUGGUGUGAUAUGACCUUGGAGCCAGCCUUUGUGUUAACAGCUAAAAUGUUGGUGCUAUAAAUUCUGAUUGUUUACAGAUGUUGAUUCUGCUUAUGCUCCAAAGUGUGCAUGAUGUAUUUUAAGUAGUACUCUGAGGAAGUCUCUUUAUAAAACCUACUACCACUUAGUAUAAAUUUGUUUGAAUUUAUAUCAUUUGUUACUGUAAAUUCAGCUUAUUCAAAUUAGGUUGACACAGAUUUAAACUGAUACACAUUCCACCAAAGCCAAUUGAGUGUUUAAGUAUUGAAGUUUAAGCAGUCAUUGCAGCUUGGUGCCAGAUCAUGUAUGUAAUGACAAGAGAAGUUAAUAGGGCCUUCUAAUACUGUAUGGGUACUCUUAAGAAUUAUUUCAUUUGGAUAUAAAGAAGUUAUGAGGCCUCCUGUCACAUUCACAACAGGUUCUCCAAAGUAAUUUUGUUGUUUCAAAAACAAAUGGUAAUCAUUUGGUUGGAUUCUUCAGGAUCAUGACUAGAUCAUGUGGUUUUACCUUAGUUGCCAAGUGGUGGGAGGUAGCAUACCUGAAAAUGUACGUGUUUGUUGUAUUUUUUCACAUUUUGUGAACAAAGCACAUUUAUUAAAAAUUUUAAAUUUUCUAGUA